Messenger RNA from Strigops habroptila (Kakapo), 1401 nucleotides. RefSeq names its product pyruvate dehydrogenase E1 subunit alpha 1 (gene PDHA1). Gene Ontology annotation, biological process: pyruvate decarboxylation to acetyl-CoA. Gene Ontology annotation, molecular function: pyruvate dehydrogenase (acetyl-transferring) activity. Bases 16 to 1218 code for a protein of 400 amino acids. The record is from RefSeq and is a predicted model, not a curated record. Lineage: Eukaryota; Metazoa; Chordata; Aves; Psittaciformes; Psittacidae. Gene Ontology annotation, cellular component: intracellular membrane-bounded organelle. The transcript is spliced from 11 exons.
GCCUGUCCCCGCUCCAUGCUCAAGAUGUUGUUGGCCAUGUUCUCCCGGGUGCUGCAGCGUCCGGCGGUAGCCGCCACCGCCGCCGGAAAAACGGCCUCUCGAGUGAUGGUAGCAUCGCGUAACUAUGCAGACUUUGCAAAUGAAGCUACAUUUGAAAUUAAGAAAUGUGACCUUCAUCGCCUGGAAGAAGGCCCCAGUACCACCACAGUGAUGACUCGAGAGGAGGGGCUCCAGUACUACAGAACAAUGCAGAUCAUCCGACGCAUGGAGCUGAAGUCUGACCAGAUGUAUAAGCAGAAGAUUAUUCGUGGCUUCUGCCACUUGUACGAUGGCCAGGAGGCUUGCUGCGUAGGGCUUGAAGCUGCCAUAAAGCCUACAGACCAUGUGAUAACAGCUUACAGAGCUCAUGGCUUUACCUAUACACGAGGAGUGCCUGUUCGAGAAAUUCUCGCUGAACUCACAGGUCGAAAAGGAGGAUGUGCAAAGGGGAAAGGAGGAUCAAUGCAUAUGUAUACCAAAAACUUCUAUGGUGGAAAUGGAAUUGUUGGUGCUCAGGUUCCUCUUGGAGCUGGGGUUGCGCUGGCCUGUAAAUACUUCGGUAAAAAUGAAAUCUGCCUGACGUUAUAUGGGGAUGGUGCAGCCAAUCAGGGCCAGAUAUUUGAAACAUACAACAUGGCUGCCUUGUGGAAGUUGCCUUGUAUUUUUAUCUGUGAGAAUAAUCGAUAUGGGAUGGGAACUUCGGUUGAAAGAGCUGCAGCCAGUACUGAGUAUUACAGAAGAGGGGACUUUAUUCCAGGUCUCAGGGUGGAUGGCAUGGAUGUUCUCUGUGUUCGAGAAGCGGGAAAGUUUGCAGCCGAGUACUGCAGAUCUGGCAAAGGUCCUAUUGUGAUGGAGUUACAGACCUACCGUUACCAUGGCCAUAGUAUGAGUGACCCUGGAAUAAGCUAUCGCACUCGGGAAGAAAUUCAAGAAGUGAGAAGCAAAAGUGAUCCCAUUACUUUGCUGAAGGACAGAAUGGUCAACAAUAACCUGGCUAGCAUUGAAGAAUUAAAGGAUAUUGAUGCAGCAGUAAAGAAGGAGGUCGAGGAAGCGGCUCAGUUUGCUACCACUGACCCGGAGCCACCACUGGAAGAACUGUGUAACCACAUCUACUUCAAUGAGCCACCCUUUGAAGUGCGGGGCGCAAACCAGUGGAUAAAGUACAAGUCUGUCAGCUAAAGGGCUUUCGAUUGUCACAAUUUAUUCAGAAGUGAAUGUGUUUACAGGAUUUUGUUAGACAUCCUGAAUGUUGUUUCAGGAGAUGUUAAAGCAGCAGAUUGCUGAAAUUGCUAUGUAUCUGCUUUAUCGACCUGUCUUUGGAUUGCUCUGUUAUGUAGUUAAAAAAAUUAAACUUCAACAUGU